Seminavis robusta is the source of this 324-nucleotide messenger RNA. NCBI's taxonomy places the organism in Eukaryota, Bacillariophyta, Bacillariophyceae, Naviculales, Naviculaceae. The record is from the annotation of a GenBank genome assembly.
AUGAUGGCUGUGUUCAGGGCGACGAUAUUGGCGUUGUUUCUGCUGCAGUGUAGCACGAAGGCGUUUGCUCCAGGCCAAGUUAAAAUAGUAGCACAGCGCGUGAACGCACAACCUCCAGUUUCAUGGGGAUUCGAGAAUCACGCCGCCAUCCAACCGAAUGCCCUCUUUGCUGCCGACGAGGAUAGCAACGAAAACGAAGCUGAAAUUUCCGACAACUUUGAUGCGGAAGGCUUUGGAGGGUAUUUGGCUCCCUACGCACUGGCAGCUCUGGCUUCGGUCGUUGCUACAGGUGCUUUUGUCAAAUUUGUUCUGUUGGAUUAUUGA